This is a messenger RNA of Pedinophyceae sp. YPF-701, 2544 nucleotides long. NCBI's taxonomy places the organism in Eukaryota, Viridiplantae, Chlorophyta, Pedinophyceae. The record is from the annotation of a GenBank genome assembly.
AUGAGCGGGUGGGUCGUCGGCGCAGCUAUCAACCUGCUAGGGUCCGUCAUGAUCAACUUCGGGACCAACAUGAUGAAGCUGGGGCACAACAAGCGUGCCGAGCAGAUGGCUGCUGGGGAGACGCCGAAGGGGAAGAACAAGCACUGGCUGAUUGGCGUGAGCGUGUUUGCAGUGGGCAACGUGCUGAAUUUCGUCUCGUUCGGAUUCGCGGCCCAGUCGCUCCUCGCAGCGCUCGGCUCGGUGCAAUUCGUGGCGAACGUGGUGUUCGCAAAGCUGGUGCUCAGUGAACACGUGGGCAUUCGGACGCUCAUUUCCACGGGGAUGAUCGUGGCGGGCUGUAUUGUCCUCGUCUUAUUCGGCAAUCACACGUCCGAGACACAGACGGCCGACGAGCUGAUCGAGAACUACAAGCACGUCCCGUACAUCGUGUACCUCAUCGUCAUCGCGUCCCUCUCCGCGUCGAUGUUCUUCCUGUACCGCACCAUGUCCAUCCGACAGAAGAAGCUCACCGGGACCGGCGAGUCCUCGGCGCUCUGGACCAAGGUGGCGCCGAUCUGUUUCGCGCUGUACGCGGCGCUCAUCGGCACGCAGUCGGUGCUGUUCAGCAAGACCAUCUCCGUCCUGCUGCGCACGACCCUCUCCGGCGAGAACCAGCUGGCCACGUUCUUCUUCUGGAUCAUCCUCGUCUGCUUCCUCGUGACCUGCGUGUUCUGGCUCACGCGGCUCAACCUGGGGCUGCGGCUGUUCCCGGCCAUCAUCAUCGUGCCCGUGCUCCAGAUCAACUGGACCGUCUUCUCCAUCGUGUCGGGCAUGGUGUACUUCCAGGAGUAUACCGAGUUCGACACCUUCUCGGCGUGCAUGUUCGCGCUCGGAGUCGCCAUCGUGAUCACUGGUGUCCUGAUGCUGACGCUCAUCAGCAACAAGGAGCAGGCCAAGGUCCAACAACAGCAGACGUUCACGGACGUCCACGUCCCGGGCUCCCGGGCUAGCUCGGAGAAGGAGUCUCCGUCGUCGCCGAUGCUCCGUGACCACAAGACGUCGGGGUUUGACGGGGCCGCGGGCAGCGGCGCUGACGUGGACCUAGAGGCUGGCACCUGUUUUCCUGACGGAUCCCGAGCGACAUCUCCUCGCGCGUCCGCGCGACCAACCAGCCCUACAGCUCGUGCAUCAGGAGACGCGCACCCAGAGCCGCAGCGGCGGGGCACGCUGAUGAAGUUCGCGAGCAAGACGUUUGUCGAGGUUCGCAACCUGAUGGCGCUGCCUGUGCUGGAGGUGCCAGGCGACGUUGACGGCGACGGCGCCCCACCGACCAACCGCGGGCCCAUGACCGCGCGCGGCAUGGUUGGCUUCGCCAUGUCGGCGUUCGCGUCCCAGCCGGCGAUGAUGAUGCAGAUCGCUACGCCCGGCCCCCAGCCGCAUGUGCACCAACAGAACGAGGACUUUGACGCGCGCGGGGUGCUCUUCGGGCGCGGCGGGCACCUCCGCGGCAUCAACCCGAACCCGGUCACGCAGCUGCGCAAGACCAUCUCGUUCGGUGGGGACCGCGGGGGGGAGCACGUCGCGGAGGCCUCCAGGCUGGAGCGCUUGGAGGAGGAAUCGGAGGAGGAGGAGGAGACCCCGCGGGUCGGCUCCGAGACCGCUGGCUCUCUCAAGCACUCCAACUCGGGGGAGAAGAAGGCGCGCAACGUGCAGUUCAAGGGCGUGGACUCGGGCGGACGGAAGCCGCGCAAGGUCGGCAAGGGACACCGACGCGAACGCUCGCGCAGUUUCUCCGCGCUGGGUGCGAACGAGAUGGCUCUCCUGGCCAUGGCGUCGCAAGCGAAGCCGACCCCCCUCUCCCAAGAGAUCAACGACCCACUUGGUCGCACGGCUCCGGCAGGCGGCCUUGCCAGCGCUUUGCAGCAGGCCCGUCCCAAGACCGCCGGUCAUAGGCGCGUCGUGUCGUCCCUGCCGGUGCCGAGCGCGAUGACGGAUCUGACGCCGCCCGCAACAGACACUCCCGACGCGGGCGUCGAGAUGCAGCGCAUCGGGAAGACGCGGCCGGACGUGACCACGCUGCCGCCACUGCCGUCGGUUCCGGCAAGGAACUUGCCCGCGCUGCCGGUCGCCCGGCGCCCAACGCCGCCGGGCAACAUCAUCACCAGCAGCCCUGCGGUCAGGGCCACGGACAACAACUCAGAUUUCCACUCCGUGCAGUCCGCGUCGUUCAACGAGGAGGCGCCGGACGCGCAGGUGCACCAGAGCAACCGCAGCGCCCGGGGCCGCCAGGCGUCCCUGCGGUCGCAGUUUGCUGCACAGCUGGGUGGCUCGGUGCCGGCCGCCGACGAGGCCGAAGACGCCGACCCGGGACCGCUGACCACGCGCACGCCCCGGGAUCUGCACCUCACGUACAAUUCGCUGCCGAGUAUCGGUCGUGGCCCGUCGGCGGUUGGGGUCGUGCUCGUAGAGCGGGAUUCCGACGCUACUGGCUCACAGCGCAGCUCUCGCGGGAGGCAACCGAGGCAGCCGGAGGAUGCAAGGGACGCCGAUCCUCGCCGUCUGUAG